AUGAGAGUAUGUUAUUUAAGAGGAACGUUGGUAGGAAUAAUAACAUUCAUUUUUUUGUCUAGCAUUUGUAAUGUUUAUAAUAUGGAUUCUUUAUUUUUUAACAACAAGUUAUAUAUGUAUAACAUUUUAAAAGGGAAUCAUAUACAUAUGAAUGAUUUGAAUAUCAGCAGAAGUUAUUUAUUUAAAGAGCCAGAAAAUAUAAAUAUAGAUUUAGCUUUGUCUGCAUUGAAAGGUAUAGAUAUUGAAAAUGGAAAUAGACUUGAUUAUAAAAAUAAAAAUAAUAAUGAUUAUAAUAUAAAUGUAGAAAGGAUUGAAUGGAAUAAAAUGAAUAAGAAGGAUUUUAUUUAUUCAAUAGAUGAUGUAGAUAAUGAAUUAAUAAAAGGUUUGCCUGAUAUAUAUAAUAUAAAUAAUAUUCAAAAGGAUAUAAGAAAGAAUAUGUUAAAAUAUAUAAAUAAUUAUAGAUAUGAUAUUGAAGAUAUGGAAAUAAUAUCUAAAGGAGAAAAUAAAAUACCAUAUAUAUAUAAUAAUAUAUUAUUAAUAUUAUUAAUAUUUUUUAUGUAUAUUUUUUGUAUUAGAAUAUUAUAUGAUGGAUAUAGAAAAGGCAAAAUGGUUGCAAAGGAUUUCAUAUCUAAAAUAUCGACAUUAUUUAUAUUUUUUGUUUUAUUAAAAAGUACCUUAUUAUUAUUCCCACCUGUAUUAUGUGUAUUACUUUGUAUAUUUUUGACAUUUUAUUUUUAUAAUAUAUCGAUGAAUGCUUGUGAAGAUAUAUAUUUUUUAAAUAUUGAAAAAAUAAGAAAGGAACCUAUAGGAUGGGUUUUUAUAGUAUUUUCUCAGUCCAUUUUAUUAGGAAAUAUUAUAUAUCACUUAUUAUUUCGACCUAGUGUAUUUAUAUUAUUACAUAAAAUUAUAGGAAAUUAUUUUAUUGAACAUAUUUUAUGUGUACUUAUUUUAAUAGUUAUGUCCAUUUGUAUCUUUUUUUUAAUGAUAAGUAAUAUAUUUUCAGCUACCAAAUUACAAAAUUUUGUUUUUACCUUUACCUCAUCCUAUUUUCUUUUAUCGUUUUGUUCUUAUAUUUAUAAUUUAUUAAUGUUCUUAAUAUAUCAUAAAAGAAAAAUAUUCAACAUAAUUCAAAUAGAGCCUUAUAUCUUCUUUUCAUCAACUAGUAUCUUUUCAUUUAAUCUUCCGAAUUGUUUUAUUCUCUUGUGUCUUUUUUUUAUGACAUUCAUACCACUCAUACUGCCCAAAAUGAAGCUUCGUAAAAACAAAAGAGGAGCAAAAAAAAAAAACCAAAAAAAAAAUGACUACAAGGAACCAAAUUAUAAAGCAUACGACAUUAUCUUAAAUUAUUUUACUUAA
Messenger RNA from Plasmodium gaboni, 1356 nucleotides. Its product is annotated as putative membrane protein. The record is from RefSeq and is a predicted model, not a curated record. The coding region runs from base 1 to 1356 and encodes 451 amino acids. The transcript has a single exon. NCBI's taxonomy places the organism in Eukaryota, Apicomplexa, Aconoidasida, Haemosporida, Plasmodiidae.